AAGACGUGGCUAAGGUAGGUGCCCUCUUGGCCUGCUGUGAUCAGGUGGAGUUUGGCCGCGUGGCUCCCCAAUCGAUGAAGGUGGGGCUCAGCAGUCGCCAAUCCCACCGUCAGUGCGCGGCACGACCACUGAGAGUGCUGAGCCGCGGCGGCGUCGCGCGAAUCGCGUAACCAACCAGCCCGCAUGUCCACCAAACUGCGAAACCUCGCAAAUCCAACUUGCGGCACCCGUCUUUGGCCCAUCCACUCCUCUUAGCUAGAUCCCUCUGCCGGAUCCCUUGCCGCUGUUUGGCUUUCUCCUGCUUUGCUUCGGAAUUGCUGCGGCCCGGCAGUUGAUGGACCCGGACUCGACGUCGAUCUCUCAUCGGUUCGACCUUGGACCCCUCCAGGACAAACAUCCCGCGACACUCGCGUCUUCGGCUUCCAACACGGCCCUCAACCUGUAUCGCGGAAAGAUGAACGAUAUAGGCAUUCCGACAAGAGGAGCGUCCCAGGAAGGGCAACUGCCCGCUGCAGUUGACGCGACUUUCCCGCGCGUCGACUCCCUUGGCGGCGAUUCCAGGUCGCGAUAUCAAUCUGCGGGUCUACCCAUAGACAAUGCCCAGUCGGCCGGCUAUACAACGUCGGGCUUCUCCGAGCAGCGUCCUAUCGCUGGCGAGAACGGUCUGCCUCAAUUGCCACAGCUACGACAGCUUGGUUUUUCCCGCAGUGAUUCUCAAGGCACCAACACCACGGAUGAUGCCGACCGCGUGUUUACACCCCCCACAAGCACAGGGAGAUUGAGUCCUGGUACGGGCACUGCGCAUAACUCGAGCCAGGAAUCUCAGCUACUGCAGCUCUCCCAGAUUGCCGCAGCGCAAGAGAGGAUACCGGAAGACGCGGCAGACGGAAACGGCGCCUCCUCGAGGAAGAGGAUGGCCGACGGCAUGGUCAAGCAGCCUCGCGACAAGUCAUCUACGUCGCCGGGUCAACUGGCUGGUCACUCAAGGAAUACCAGCACUGUCAGUGUCGCUUCAACCGCGGGGAGCCGCAUCGGGGAGCUGUCUGCUGAACUGAAAACCCGCCUGUCGUACGCCAUGGUCAAGGUCAACCACGGCUGGCAAUCCCACUCUAUUGACCAAGUCGAGACUCUGGCCUCUCAAGCGGCCUCUCCAGCUUCCAGCACAUCAACAAUACACCUGAGAAACGGGUCCUCGGCAAGCCCUCGGCUGUCUGGUGUAUCUCAUAGAGGCAGCAAUAAUACCACACCAGCCAUGCCACCACAACACCUCUCAAGUCGCGCGGAUGCCCAGUGGAGAGAAUCACCUCAUUCCACUUCACGGGGCAGCUCUGCGUCACCCGUCAAGACUACCCACGGCCUGGCGCCACCGGUAUCUAUCCAGCCGGCCCAGAGUGUAAACCAUCUGCGCAGGGGAUCCAUUCCGCGGCAUGGAUCUGCGUUUCUCUCAGAGUCCCUUCAGGCUUCUCCGCAUGCGGGGCCACACACUCCAAGCCCAUACCUAGGUACCGGCCAUCACAGGACCAUGGCUGACGGCAUCUUUGUCUCGCCCCACACAAAUGUCCGCGAGCAAGAAGCCGUCGAGUCGCUCCUGUUUAUGAGCAGCCCAGGCAACCAGGCCCAUCUUAAGCAGCACGGAUUCCCCAGCUUAUCCUCACAGCCGCUCCCGUCGGGCCAUAACGCGCCGCAACAACAACGGACAGCGCUGCCGACCUCACAGCCCCGGAAAAGCCUACCGACAGGGAGACCCACGCAUCAUGCCCGCUCCCAGUCACACACACAAAAGCGGGUGGGAUUCGAAAAGUCGCCGAUGGACAUGGAUAUCGACGAGCCGCCGUUAUCCAGGGGCACCCCGCGGAAACGGAUCAAUGGUGGCGGGGGUGGUUAUGGUGGGGGCGGUGGUGGAGAAAUGCAGCCGCCGGUCCCCCGGCUGAAGCACAUGCCCGUCUCGGCCGGGCUGACCGUGUCCUCCAAGCCACGGCCGGCCCUGGCAGACGAGGAUAUUGAUCGCAUGCUGGACCGGGCUGCGGCGGCUGAUGAUUCGGAUUCGGAUGGCGAGAUCCAUAUACCGACGGCGGCGGCGGCGCAAAGGGCGCGCCGGGACGGCGCGAGCGCGAAUGCGAAUGCGAAUGCUGUUGGUGCCUGAGGCCGGCUGUAGUACUCGGCUGUGGGGUCCGGGGCAGAAGAUGGCUUCGCCGGUGAAACCUGACAACCUUGUGCGGGUCACACUACCUACCACCUGCAGAAGGUCAUAAGCGAGUGUUGUCAUCCCCUCGUUCGGUUAUCGGGAAUGCGGAGCCAGCGUUGGUGUUUGGCAUAUGUUUCCAACAUUUACACGCACGAUUUUUACGGGUUGGCCAUGGCGGCAGCUGUCCAUUCCCUGUCCCUGGGGUUUUGAGGAUUGCCAGCAAGAGACGUGCUGGUGCUUGCACGCGUAUUAUCGAGCUGCAUUUGGAUUGGCGUUUGGGUUUUGUUACCUCUCUGGAUUGCGCCCGCCAUUUUUUUGGGUGUCUGUAUAUAAUCCUGCAUGGCGAUAGCGCGGC
This is a messenger RNA of Canariomyces notabilis, 2540 nucleotides long. RefSeq lists its product as uncharacterized. Gene Ontology annotation, cellular component: SBF transcription complex; cytoplasm. Gene Ontology annotation, biological process: G1/S transition of mitotic cell cycle. The coding region runs from base 335 to 2143 and encodes 602 amino acids. Gene Ontology annotation, molecular function: transcription coregulator activity; DNA-binding transcription repressor activity, RNA polymerase II-specific. The record is from RefSeq and is a predicted model, not a curated record. Lineage: Eukaryota; Fungi; Ascomycota; Sordariomycetes; Sordariales; Chaetomiaceae. The transcript has 2 exons.